UAUAACCGUCAGCCUGAAAUACGAAGGGAGCACAUGUCGGGAGGAGCCACACGGGCGCCGCCACGAGAACCACCUUCGCUCGCGCCCGACCCCGAGUGCGAGGCCCAUGGCUGCCGCUGUCUUCCUUCAGAUCCUUCUAGCCGCCCUCCUGGCGUCGCCGCAGCAGGCUUCAGGCGAGGCGUGUCCCUGCACCUGGUCAGCCACGGACGCCGCCCUCUCCUGCCGGGACCUCGGCCUCCAGCGCGUCCCCAGGGAUUGCUUCCUGGACCACCCCGAGGCCGUCCUUCUCGACCUCUCGGGCAACAGCAUCGAAAGCCUCGGCGAGGACGACUUCUCUGGGCUGGACGCCGUCGAGGCUCUCUGGCUCAGUCGGAACAAGAUCUCCAGUUUGCACGCGAGGACGUUCCGAAACCUGAGUGCGUUGGCUGAGCUGCAUUUGGACCAGAAUGCCCUGGAGGUGCUUCCGGAGGGCAUGCUCGCCUACCAGCCAAGCAUUCGGGAAUUCUCAGUCGACAACAACAAUCUGAUUAAAUUGCCGCUGUCGCUUUUCGCCGACGGCCUGCAGGCGCCAGUGACGCUCAAUUUAACAAGCAACUACCUGCGCGUUGUGCCUUGUUCCGCUGUAUCUUCCCUGCCAGUCAGCAGCAAUGUGUUAGCUGAUUAUGUCCAGAUCUGGGCUCAGCACGAGGAGGAGAUGGCCGGCUGUUCCCUGCUGAAUCUGCCUGAGCUGGUUAGCCUGUGCAUGCCCGUCGACACUCGCUCCAACAGCAUUGACUGCACUGCCUUGCGGGAGCCUUUCUCGCCUCUCAAAGCCUCCCUGGCGGAGAGUGAGAGUCACCGCUUCUUCGACGGGUGGACGGAGCACAUAGUGUUUAGCGCUGAUGUGGACGACUUGAUGGGCGAGCCUCCGUCGCAGGUCAGCUGCCUUCCCGACGACCUGGAUGUUGCAGGAUCCUUUCUGGUUUUCCAUCGCUACACUCCUGACCUCCAACUAGAAGGUGUCUUCUUUGACCUGGCUGACCUCCCGAGCCACACCUCAGGGCUCACCAACUCGGUCACCAUCAAAGCCGACACGGUGGUUCUGACACGGCCCAUUCCGCCCCUGCGCUACCGCCUCACAGUCUCUGCGCGCAAUGUAGUGCUUGCCCAUCCUCUCCUGAUGGAGGCGCCGACGACGCUCUACCCUCCCACAACCACCGAAACGUUCUACCAGCUGCAGGUGUCGGCCGGGCGCGUCAACGGCGUGACGGUGAUCCAGUACGAACACGGGCUGCUGACCGUGCGGCUGCUGGACGGGGCCGACGUCGUGGCCAAACACAGCUGCCAGCCUCUGCCCGCACAGCGAGGAUGAGGUGCGUGAGUGGGUGAGCGCCAGG
Messenger RNA from Penaeus vannamei (Pacific white shrimp), 1376 nucleotides. Lineage: Eukaryota; Metazoa; Arthropoda; Malacostraca; Decapoda; Penaeidae. The record is from RefSeq and is a predicted model, not a curated record.